AUGUCUUCAGAACCAUUCCAGCAAAAGUCGCCAAUCAAGAUCAGGCUGCCUCUGCCUUAUCUGUCCACCUACUACCUCGAGCGCACUGCUGAGGGUAAGCAGUCCUAUCGUCUGCGCAAGGACGACUCCGUCACAGAGGGCAAGCCGUUCCCCAAGGUUCUCCAUGCAGAUGAUCUAGUUUUCUCCAAGAUUCCCGCUGUGGAAUCUGAUAAGAUCCCUGAUUCUGAUAACCGUGAGUAUGCUCGUGCUAGAAGAAGUCCUGUCUGGUCCUUGAGCUGGGAGAAGCAGACUCCUACUCUUGCGCAGACCUGGAUGUUCCUCUACACUUUCUUCACAUAUCACUUCGAUGUAGAGCAGUUCCGUCUUCGUCUUGAGGGCGCUGGCGCUGAGGAUCUGGCCAAGGAGCUUGUCCUCUCCAUGGUUGCCAUCAACAUGCCUCCUCCUCCCAAGGGCGUCGAGCCCGCACCCAGCACUGGAGUUGAGGUUCUUGUUCUUCGCAGCGCGUUCUGGCAGGGAUGUGCCUCUCCAUUGGGUCAACAGCCCAUCUGGCUUCCUACCUGGAACUCCGCCAACGUGGUGCCUCAUCUGGAGUACGUGAUGACGCCCACCUCCGAGUCCACUCUCCUGCGUCACCCGCGCCGAACACCCAAGCCUGCUGCCGGUAGUCACAUCUACAGCCGGUACAUCCCAUCUCUUGACGAGCACUUCAACCUCGUCGCUCUUGACUACGAGAACCCCGAACACCUGGGUCUCUUCAACACAUGGCAGAACGACCCUCGUGUCGCUGCUGGAUGGAUGGAGACUGGCACUCUUGAUGAGCACCGCACAUAUCUCAAGAACAUCCACGAUGACCCUCAUCAGUUCGCUGUUCUGGGUUACUUCAACGACACACCUUUCGCCUACUUUGAGCUGUACUGGGCAAAGGAGGACAAGAUGGGUCAACACUACGCCUGCCUUGACUUCGAUCGCGGCCGACACUCGCUCGUCGGCAACGAUACGUUCCGCGGGCAGUAUCGCGUUAUGGCAUGGUGGCCCAGUGUGAUGCACUACGAGUUCCUCGAUGACCACCGCACUGAGAACGUCGUUGGCGAGCCUCGUCUCUCCAGCGAGAACGUCCUCAAGUAUGAGAUGAUAUUCGGUCUUCACCAGGACAAGUGGAUGGACCUGCCUCACAAGCGAUCCAACCUCGUCAAGAUCUCUCGUGAGCGCUUCUUCCAGAUCUGUCCCUUCAACCAAGGCAAGCCUCGUGUCGCUGGCACGACCUUUGGCUUUGAGCCUAAGCUGUAA
This is a messenger RNA of Fusarium subglutinans, 1287 nucleotides long. Its product is annotated as aerobactin siderophore biosynthesis iucB. NCBI's taxonomy places the organism in Eukaryota, Fungi, Ascomycota, Sordariomycetes, Hypocreales, Nectriaceae. The record is from RefSeq and is a predicted model, not a curated record. Gene Ontology annotation, biological process: siderophore biosynthetic process. Bases 1 to 1287 code for a protein of 428 amino acids. The transcript has a single exon.